AUGAAAUCGAUCUAUCUUAUAAUAUUUAUACUUAUUGUAUUUACUAAUUUUGUUCAUUCACGUUGGAUUCCACGUAAAGAAAAUAUUAAUAUAUGUGAUAAGCUUGAUGAAUAUGUUAUUUCACUUUAUUCAGAAGAACAAUUUCUUAAUUAUUCUGAUGUAAAAGCUUGUUAUGAAUUAACACCAUACAAUAAAACAAAGGCAAUUCAGGUAAUAGAGGCAAUAAAAGAAAAUCUUAAAGGGUUCUAUGCGUUACUAGAUCAAGCAAAAGAAGAACAAAAUCCGGGAUUUGCUUUAAGACCUAUUGACCUAAUAUCUGAAUUAGAUUUAGUGUUAAAGAAUAAUUAUUCGUACGAAUUUCAAUUUAUUUACGAUGUUGCAGAUCUUAUUAACGAAUUGAGAGAUGGACAUACCUGGCUGAAUUCUGAUAAUUAUCACAAGUACAAUUUUCAGCAGGGACUUUCUAUGUAUUCCGUGAUUAGGAAAGAUGGCACACAGCAAAUUAAAGUUUUUAAUGACACAAAAGAACCUAACAACAUCGAUUGUCAAGUUAUAUAUAUAGAUGAUAAACCAGCGAUUGAUGUAAUUACUGAAUUUGCUAGAAAUCACACAUAUUGGUCGAGAGAUUUGAGUGCUCGAUUUAAUUCAGCCCUUGCAUCACUUGCAUUUGGAAAUGGUGAUUUUUUUAUUGCAGGACAAUUAUUCACAUCUAGAAAUCAAUUGCCAAAAAACCCAAGUAUUUCUUACACUCUUAAUUGUAAUGGUAAAAUUUCUAAAAUUACUCGAGAAUGGCAAGUUCCUAUUUAUGAUGUGCAAUAUAAAUCUCCAUACAUCAAUGGGGCUUCAGUCGGAAAAGCGACUUUAAUAUUUGAUGCGUUCAUUGCCAGAUUUUAUAUAUUACAAGAUUUUGGCGUUGUCUUGAUUUCAACUGAAGAUAUUUUAAAUGGUGACUCUGACCUUGAAUAUCAUUUUCUAUCAGAUAUAGCCAUUGGAUUUAAAUUGCUUGCAGACAGAGGUAUAGAAAAGAUCAUUUUAGAUUUAAGUAAUAAUGGUGGUGGCCAAAUCUUCGCUGCGGACUACAUAAAUAAACUAUUAUUUCCAAACAUACAAAAGUUUCCAGUGGACUAUAAGGUUAAUAAUAUUUCUAUUCCAUUUAUAAAAGAAACAGCUAAGACUAAAAGAGGAACUGGAAUAUUUCAUUAUAAGUCAUUUAUUUCUGCAAAGACAAAUUGUCCAUUUGAUAGCGUUAAUGACUUUGUUGGAAAUAAUAUAUAUACUCGUGGUGGUGUUCAAGUUAGAUAUACUUCAAAAGCAUUUCGUAAUGAUACAACACUUUAUAGUGGAAAUUUCAAAUUUCAAAUUCCUCCAAAACUCCCUUGGACUGAGAAAGAUAUUAUAAUUUUGACAAAUGGAAUAUGUCUAUCAUCAUGUGCAAUUAUAACUCAAAGAUUGGCAGAAAUUAAUGUUCCUACAAUAGCCGUUGGUGGAUUUCCGAAUACUCGGUUUUCUUUUGCUCAAUAUGCUGUUGGAGGUGCAUCAUCUACUGCUGAAAUUAAACCUAUAUUUAAUCAACUUAAAAAUCUUGAUAGUUCUUUAGUUUCUAAAUUAUCUCUUCCUGAAAAUUUAACGUUGUAUUUUACUCUAGCUGAAGCUUAUAGCAUUAAGAAUCCAAAUGAGGUUAUGGAUUAUGCUUUUAGACCUGCUGAUUAUCAAUUGUAUUAUGAUGAACGAAGUGCCAGAGAUCCUAGUCAAUUAUGGAUAAAGGCAGCAAAAUUUUUCAGAAAGUAA
This is a messenger RNA of Dentiscutata erythropus, 1788 nucleotides long. Lineage: Eukaryota; Fungi; Glomeromycota; Glomeromycetes; Diversisporales; Gigasporaceae. The record is from the annotation of a GenBank genome assembly.